Messenger RNA from Nycticebus coucang (slow loris), 8391 nucleotides. RefSeq names its product jade family PHD finger 2 (gene JADE2). The record is from RefSeq and is a predicted model, not a curated record. Gene Ontology annotation, cellular component: histone acetyltransferase complex. Bases 2069 to 4582 code for a protein of 837 amino acids. The transcript is spliced from 13 exons. Gene Ontology annotation, biological process: regulation of transcription by RNA polymerase II. NCBI's taxonomy places the organism in Eukaryota, Metazoa, Chordata, Mammalia, Primates, Lorisidae.
CCCGGCUCCCGCGGUUGGAAUCACGCCGGCGCGCCUCCAGCCUGCGGUCCCGCGGACUGCCUCCAGGGGCAGGUUGGAGGCACGCAACCCCCUUCUAAUCCCCGCUGUCGCUGCCGCUGCCGCUGGCCCAGGCACUUUUUUACCAGCUUGGCCUCUGGCCUUGUGCUGGGCUUGGAAGAGGGGGAGGGGCGUUGCGUUUCUUUGCCCUGCUCCGAGAGUGCACCGCAGCCGGCUAUCCUGGUCUGUGCAAAUUUCGAAAUCUAGCCCUUGCGCCUAACACGCCAGGCUCAUCUUCCACAGAAUUGCUAGGCACAAAGUUUAAUCCUGGGUCAGUUUGCAGGAGGUCAUACGGAGGUGUCUUGUUUGCAUCCAGAGCAAUUCCAAAGGAGUUAGGAAGGGGCUGAGUGGGGCCUGCUGCCCUGCCUUUGCUGAAAAAAGGAGUUGUCCUGAGUUCUGAGCCCAGAUAAGUUGUCAAGACACCCCCUUACCAACAUUUAUGUUUGCAGUCUGAGUAGGGCCGGGGAGGUAAUGGGCCCCUUCUGGCCCUUCCACCCAGAGUGGCAUUAACUCCCUCCCUUAACUGGUAAAAUUCCCAGUAGAACAUUUGGCAAAAGGGCUGAGCAGGGAGCUGCCAACCAGGCCUGGCCCUGUUUCCUGGGUUCCCAGGGUGCUGGCUUCUCCCCUACGCUGACUUCCUCGCUCACCUUAGGGCCCCAAAUGAACACACCAUCCCUCCUGUCCCAUCUUCCUGAGACGGGUUGGGACUUGCAGGGCGAUCUAACAAGCAGAGGAGGAAAAUAACAACAGAAUAACUGUAAGAAGGAAGGAGUGAGUAAUAAAGCUGACCCAGGCAGGAGGAGGGCUUUCAUGUUUAAGAGAUGCUAUUUGCUUUUUAGGUCACAGGCUGCAAAAACAGGCUUUGAUCCGAAGUGGGCGAAUAAUUUAUUGAAAAAGUUUGCAUGGUAGGAGAAAAAAGGGAUGUUUGUUUGAUCUGGAGCCCUCUCAGUUGUCCCAAGUGCUGUUGGCUGUUGUUUUGAAUGAAAAAGCAUUUGGUUCUGCAGCAAAUGCCUCACAGAGGGAAGUCCUCGCCCCAGGCAGCAGGACUUAAGAGUGAAUGUUGGUUUUGAAACUGUUUGGCCAAGGGUCUCCCCAGCACUUUUGGAGAUGAAGUGUUUAAGGAUAGAAUUAUUUGGGCUCAGGAUGCAGCAAAUGUUUCCAGAAUGUUUUCCCAUCCAAAACGCUUUUCCUUUCCCUAAAUUGCCUGGCUACACAGCCAGUAACAGUGAUCCAAGAGGCUGUCAGAAAUCUCCACUUAGCUUUCAUUGACAAGUGAGGUGGGAAUGCUGGUCCCAGGCUCCAGGUGCACCACAGUCUUGAAAUGAGGCCUUUGAUACUGACUCCCACAUUCAUUUAGUUGGGGGCAAAAUAUUCUGGUUAUAACCGAUGUUCCUGUUAAUAAGGAGGUAGUCGUCUUAUGCUCGUGACCUAGGUAAGAGGCUUCUAGUCCAAAUUUUUCAUAACACAGGCAGCAGACUCUUUGGGACUUCACAGUUCUCUUUUUAGGUUCUCUAAUGGGGAAGACAGGUCAGAGUUGACAGAUAAGAUACCCUUGGCUUGCCCAGUCCUCUACAAAGAACCCUUACCAUGUGGCUCAAAAGCUUACUAUUGCAGGUCUUAGCUCAAAGCUCCUCUGCAGCCUCCCACAGGAAUACCCCCACACACACCCAGGAAAUUGUAGGCCUGUACAGCUUAGCCCAUCGAGGGCAGGGUACACCCUCUACAAUCAGACAAUUUAGGUUUGAAUCCAGGCUGUACAGUUACCAGCUGUGAUAAUGGCUCUGUGUCUCAGUUUCUUCAUCUGCAAAUGAGAUUAAUAAUAGUACCUACCUCAUGAUGGGUGUGCAGAAUAAGUGAUGUAUUGCAUGAGAAAGACUUAAGCCCAAAGCCAGGCCUGUGGCUAGGCCAAAGAGCCAGCUUCCUUCUCUGAAGAAAGGAUCAGAAGGAUCCUGCAGAUGCCAGCGGGCAGCCAGAUGUGGGAGUGAGUGGACUGAGCUUUGCCCUAUCUGAGAUGGAAGAGAAGAGACGAAAAUACUCCAUCAGCAGUGACAACUCUGAUACCACUGACAGUCACGCUACGUCUACAUCGGCAUCACGAUGCUCCAAAUUGCCCAGCAGCACCAAGUCCGGCUGGCCCCGGCAGAACGAAAAGAAGCCAUCCGAGGUUUUCCGGACAGACUUGAUCACUGCCAUGAAGAUCCCCGACUCAUACCAGCUCAGCCCAGAUGACUACUACAUCCUGGCAGACCCGUGGCGACAGGAAUGGGAGAAAGGUGUACAGGUGCCUGCUGGGGCAGAGGCCAUUCCAGAGCCCGUGGUGAGGAUCCUCCCGCCGUUGGAAGGUCCCCCUACACAGAUGUCCCUGAGCAACUCUGCACUUGGUGAGGGCUCCCAGCCUGAUUGGCCAGAGGGUAGCCGCUAUGACCUGGAUGAGAUUGAUGCCUACUGGCUGGAGCUCAUCAACUCGGAGCUCAAGCAGAUGGAGAGGCCAGGGCUGGAUGAGCUGACUUUAGAGCGUGUGCUGGAGGAGCUGGAGACUCUUUGCCACCAGAACAUGGCCCGGGCCAUCGAGACGCAGGAGGGGCUGGGCAUCGAGUAUGACGAGGACGUCGUCUGUGAUGUGUGCCGCUCUCCCGAGGGCGAGGAUGGCAACGAGAUGGUCUUCUGUGACAAGUGCAACGUCUGUGUGCACCAGGCAUGCUACGGGAUCCUCAAGGUGCCCACGGGCAGCUGGCUAUGCCGGACGUGUGCCCUGGGUGUCCAGCCAAAGUGCCUGCUCUGCCCCAAGCGAGGAGGAGCCUUGAAGCCCACCAGAAGUGGGACCAAGUGGGUGCAUGUCAGCUGCGCCCUGUGGAUUCCUGAGGUCAGCAUUGGCUGCCCAGAGAAGAUGGAGCCCAUCACCAAGAUCUCCCACAUCCCAGCCAGCCGCUGGGCUCUUUCCUGCAGCCUGUGCAAGGAGUGCACAGGCACCUGCAUCCAGUGUUCCAUGCCUUCCUGCGUCACAGCGUUCCAUGUCACAUGCGCCUUUGACCACAGCCUGGAAAUGCGGACUAUAUUAGCAGACAAUGAUGAAGUGAAGUUCAAGUCCUUCUGCCAGGAGCACAGCGAUGGGGGCCCACAGGGUGAACCCACAUCUGAGCCUGUGGAGUCCAGCCAGGCUGGUGAGGACUUGGAAAAGGUAACCCUCCGCAAGCAGCGACUACAGCAGCUGGAGGAAGACUUCUAUGAGCUGGUAGAGCCAGCCGAGGUGGCUGAGCGUCUGGACCUGGCUGAGGCACUGGUUGACUUCGUCUACCAGUACUGGAAGCUGAAGAGGAAAGCCAAUGCCAACCAGCCACUGCUGACCCCCAAGACUGACGAGGUGGACAACCUGGCCCAGCAGGAGCAGGACGUCCUCUACCGCCGCCUGAAGCUCUUCACACACCUGCGGCAGGACUUGGAAAGGGUUAGAAAUCUGUGCUACAUGGUGACGAGGCGUGAGAGAACAAAACAUGCCAUCUGCAAACUCCAGGAGCAGAUAUUCCAGCUGCAGAUGAAACUUAUCGAACAGGAUCUGUGUCGAGAGAGGUCUGGGAGGAGAGCAAAGGGCAAGAAGAGCGACUCAAAGAGGAAAGGCCGUGAGGGCUCCAAGGGCAGCCCUGAGAAGAAAGAGAAAAUGAAGGCGGGGCCUGACUCAGUCCUGGGGCAGCUGGGCCUGUCCACUUCAUUCCCCAUCGAUGGGACCUUCUUCAAUAGCUGGCUGGCACAGUCAGUGCAGAUCACAGCAGAGAACAUGGCCAUGAGUGAGUGGUCGCUGAACAACAGGCACUGUGAGGACCCUGCUCCCGGACUGCUGUCAGAGGAGCUGCUGCAGGACGAGGAGACGCUCCUCAGCUUUAUGCGGGACCCCUCCCUGAGACCUGGCGAUCCUGCCAGGAAGGCUCGUGGUCGCGCCCGCUUGCCUGCCAAGAAGAAGCCACCGCCACCAUCACAGGAUGGACCUGGUUCACGGAUGACUCCAGACAGACUGAUUCCAGACAAACCCCCCAAGAAGCCCUGGGGUCAGGAUGCAGGCAGCGGCAAGGGGGGCCAAGGGCCACCUACCCGGAAACCACCACGGCGGACAUCUUCUCACUUGCCGUCCAGCCCUACAGCUGGGGACUGUCCCAUCCUAGCAGCCCCAGAAAGCCCCCCACUGCUGGCCCCAGAGAACCAGAAUGAGGCAACCCCAAUGGCUGCCAACUCAAACGUCCAAGUGCCUGGCCCUACAGCGAGCCCCAAGCCCUUGGACCGGCUCCGGCCACCUCGAGAAAGCAGGGUAACCCGGAGAUCGCUGGGUGCCAGGCCUGAAGCUGGGGCAGGACUACCUUCUGCUGCGGCCGAGAGAGCAAAGGUCAGCUUACAUUUUGACACAGAGACUGAUGGCUACUUCUCUGAUGGGGAGAUGAGCGACUCAGAUGCAGAGGCUGAGGACAGUGGGGUGCAACGGGGUCCCCGGGAGGCAGGGACUGAGGAAGUGGUCCGCAUGGGAGUUCUGGCCUCCUAACUCACCCCAUCCGUGUCCUGAGCCCUGCCCUGGUCUCCCCACACGGCCUCAGCCCAGUCACAACUGCCAUUUCCAAUCUCUGCUGAGUGUCCCAGACCCUUGAGGCUGCCACUCUAUUGUGGUUUUAUUUUUAAUAUAGAGAGAGUUUUGAAUUCUACACUGUCGUCUUUCCUCUAUGCUGGCCUAGGACAUUAUGAUUCCUUCCACGGCUCUGGCCGUAAGGACCCUGCCAGGUCCUGUGUACCAUCCCUGCCCCUGCCCACGUGGCAUUCUUGGCUAGACACAGGCAAGGGCAAAAGGAGCUCAUGACUCUAGCCCGCUGCCACCGGGUGACAUAGACUGUCGUUUGGGCAUUAUUUCAUGGCAGAUGGGCCAGUCCAGGGCCCACCUCGCCUUGCCCCCACAUCCCACUGGGGUCCAUUUGGGGGGUCCUGCUGCACUCCACCUAUCCCCAAGGAAGUAGUCCAGAGUCUACUCACUGUCACAAGCACAACGAGCUUAUAUAAGAAAGCACUGAGGGGCGCAGGGGGCCUGCUGGUUCCAGUGGAACCAGAGCUGUUCCUGAUCAAUCCCUGUCAACUGAGGCCUGCCCGCCCACCUCUCCACCCUCUCCUCCCGCCCCUGCCAGCGCCCAGCCCAAUGGCUCUGGGAAGGGUUUCCCAGAAUUCUUCCUGAGCUGUGUCAUUUACUCAGGGGACUCCCAAACAGCCAGCUACCAGUACAGGUGGAAGGCUGCAAGGGAGGGCCAGUGCCCAGAUGGGGUCGUGGGGCUCAGACCAGCCCACUGCAGAGAAUCACUCUGGGGCUCCAACUUCCUCCCUUUCUUCCUUUGGGGCCAGUCUCUGCCAAAGUCUGGUCACGCCCAGGCAGAGCUGACUAGACCAGACCAUUUGCCUUUUCUAGUUUCUAGUCCUGCUAAGAGAUGAGCUUCUUCCUUGGUUUCCUUUUGGAAAUGCCUCCUUCCAACAAGCAGUGGGAUCCCGGGGCCCAGGGCAGGCCAGUGAUGGCCUGCUGGGCUGUUGUAAGUCUUGCUGGAUGUCCCUUUGUUCCUCUGAGCCUUAGCCCCUUUCCCAGCCCUGCCCUUCCCACCACCACGGUCCUGCCUUUCCCACCCCACCCUUAGGUCCCAGGUAGUUGCUUUGAAGAGUUUCAGUGGAGUGGCCCCAGGGUGAUAGCUCAGGGAACAAACAAAAAAGGAAUUGAGUAAAAACAUUUUUUUCUCCUGGGUCACUUCUGCCACUGGUAAAGCCAGAACUUCUCCAACAAGAACCUUGCAAAAGUCCAGUGAACCAGUCGAAUCAUUCUGUGGAUGCCAAAGAAUAUUUUGAUCCUAAUACAGCACAGUCUGGACCUGACAAUUUGUCACUUGGACUUUUUAAACAAUGGAGUUGUUUAGCGACAAAGUAUAGAAACAUGUUCACUGCACACAGCCAAGGAGAAGAGCCCAAGCUCUUGGAAGAGGAUGCUUUUCUGCUGCUGAACUGUACCUGGGUGUUGGAUGUCAGAUCCUGGGCUAGGCCCGCUGUGAGUUUUCCUAAACUCUGAGACUCACAGAGGGGAAAAAUCCUGACAGUGAAAACAGCGUGGAAAGUCUUUACCAUGUGGUUCCCCAGUGCCCCCGGCCCCGUCUUACCACACCCCCACUUUACACAAAGCAAAUAAGCAGGAUGGAGAACAGCUUGACCUUCAUCCAUCCCUGACUCCAAACCUAUCAAGGUCCGACAGUGGCAUUCUCAUCAACACUCAAUUUCAUGUGAAUUUUAGCAAAAUAGGAGACAAAGGUAAUGACUAAGUUUAGAAGAUCGGACAAAUUUGUCUAAUCUGAGUGGACUCGGAAGGGGUAGGGUGGGCUUUAAGGAGUCUGGGCUUGGGCUAGCAUGAGCUACCACAUACAGUUUAGUCUGCCUGCCCGCCUUGGUUGUAGUGACCAGUGCAGCGUCAGUAUCAGCGUCCCAACCCCGGUCUCUGUUUACCGCCUUUGAACUGACCUCCUUCCUUACCCAUUCUUUGGGUCAGUUCAGGCCACAACCUUGUCUGCGCUGGAGUGCCCAGUCUGACCCUGCAGGAAGCAAAAGGGUGAGCUUAAAGAACAAGCACACUCUGCCAGGGGGCGGGUUGCCAGGAGGGCUCAGAAUCCAGCAGUGUCAGCACUGGUCCUCUUAACCCUUCACACCAUCCUGGGCAGGCUCUCUGGUGACAGGGGCAGGUGGAGAAUGAAGGAGAGGGUGCAGUGAGUCUGUCCUCUUUCCAGGGGGCAGCCUAGCUCUGCAACCAGGGCUAGGCCCCGCCUGGGCAGGCAGAUAAGGUAGCUGGCAUUCUUCACAGAUUUCUCUGCUCAAGUUUGCCUUUUGAUUCUGGCCCCUCUUCUCUGUUGGGUAUUUCUUUGGACUAGACUACCUGUAGGACUUGUGUCCUGCAGAGUCCAGGUAUCUGUUAGGCUGGCUGGCUGGAGGCACCUUCACUCCUAGGCCAGGCCCUGGAGCAGUCUUCACCAGGCAGCUGUCUCCACCUCUAGGAUGCCCUUCUGCCCACACCGGUCCCCCGUUAGGCACAGCCACUUCACUCUUUCCAGCCUACUGUCUGUAGUGUAGAGGGCUUUGUUGCCCCUGAGACCAAGGCUGGUUCCUUUUUCAGGCCAGAGGCCAAGGCAGGUCUUUUCCCUUGACCAUGUCUGCCCACACUCAACUGUUCCUCCUCAGGGAGGAAGAGCUGCUAUGUAACUCAUUCUGGCUGUUGUCCCCCAUUCGCACCAUCCUGGCUGCCCACAGCCAUCCACCUCAUCACAUGACAAAGGAUAAUGUGCAAGGAAAGUAUUUUUAUGUAUCAUAAAUGUAUUUUGAAACAAAUGAGAAGAAAGGUAGAGGGUUUAUUUUAUUAGAUGAGCUCAGCCUUGGUGACAAUAUGUGACCGUUUGCAACGUAAGGGCCUCCACUUUGGAGAAGCUGCCCAGGUUUCCAAACAUGGGUGUUAUACUAUUGAGGGGUGUGCCAGGGCAUGUUGCCUGUGUCCACAUGAGUUCGUGUCUGUGUGUGUUGUAUAAGGGCACACUGUGGGACUUGGCUGGGGCAAUUCCUGGAGAUUCAACUGCCCAAUUCUAACAAAUAUUGGCAGCAGCAUUUCCCUGCUCACUGCCACAUGUGGCCAACUUCUGCCCAUGCCCGAAACUCUGAAGAAUGAUCUGGAUCCCUGUAGCAAGGCCCUUGGCCCAGCUGGCCACAUUGGCCAAACAGCCAGGGCUGGAGUCUGGGACCUUUGGUUGUUCUUUAAGGCAUUUCCUGCCACCUUCUCCCUCAGAUGCACAAAUGCUUUGUGCUCCAUAUCAGUUUGGUGGGGUGGUGGUGGGGAUGAUAUGAAUGUCACAGGAGGAGACACCUUCUGUCUUUGUUUCAAAGAAAGUGAUGUGCCAUUUGUUAAUAUACAAGAGAAAUAUUGAAAAUAUAUUGAAAAGAGCAAUUUUAAAUUAUUUUUGGCUUAUGUUGCAAUAUUUAUUUUCUUGUAUUAGAAAAGAUUCCUUUGUAGAGAAAAAAUGUAUUUUUCAUUAACGCAAAGACCUAUUUCUCCUUUUUGUACAUUGUCCAUGUUCGCAACCCUUAACGAGCAAUAGAAUGUAUGGUCACCUGAGUGUGGCCAGUGCCCGCUGUGCCCUGCAUGAUUCUGUGUUGCUGCUGCUGCAUAGCUCCCAGCCCCAUCCUGUCUUGCUCACUCAUAGGGGCUUCCAGACCCUGGCCCUACCAGGGCUUGUGUCUUAAGGAGCCCUUUGCACUCCUCGUGUGUUGGCAGAUGCAGUUAAUAAAGCAAUGUUUUCUGUG